CUCUCCGACUUGCACCCACGACUCGAACACGGCCCAGCUAGGCCUAUUACAUGAUACCAAACAAUUUUCCUAUACCAGCCACGACUUUGCGUGCCGCUGACGAUGCUGGCUGCCACCAGAUCUGUUCCUUUAGGUGGGGCUGUGUCUCGGCCGGCUGCGGAAAGCGUCAAGUCGUACGUCUGCUCGACGUGUGGCAGACGGUACCAACGAAACACGCACUUGCGGCGGCAUGAAGCCACUCGUGAGUUUUACCCACGCCGUGAGACACUAGCUUGGGAUGGUUCAUUGGGAUAUCACAACGUCUUGCACCGCACAUGCCAAACGGGCUUAGCUACCAGACAACACACUGCCCAGAGUUGUUGAGCUGACAUGUCCCCACGCCAUGGCUUGGACUUGCACGCUCGUUUAUGGUGUUGUGGUCUAACGAGGUCCAGAUGUCGACGUAUUUCGCUUCAAAUGUCAAUACUGCCAGAAGCGGUUUGCCAGGGGCGACGUCUGCCGCAAGCACAGUCUCAGCUGUGCCAAGAAAGACGACAGCACAGACAUCUUAGAGCGUCGCCGUGGACAGAAGCCUCGGGCAUGCGAGGCCUGCUUCCACAGCAAGGUCUCGUGCAACAAGGUAUACCCGUGUGCCCGCUGCACGGCUCGCCGCGUAACCUGUAGAUUCCGCGAUGCAUCCACAACGAAUGACUCGUCACAUAACACGCCCAGCGGCACGCUAGAACUGUCCUCGUCGAGCAGCACGAGCCAAACGGAUCCGAAGCUGUCGUUCUUGAGAGGCCUCAUCGAUCCCAAACGCGAGACCAUGCUGGAUUGCUUCUCGGGUAACCCGGUCGUCAACGACAGAGUACCAGAGAUGGACCUGGACAUGAGUUCACUGGACGAAAGUCCUCCCUCUCUCGUUGUUGAAGACAUUGGCUUCAUCCCAUGGGCGUUCCCACCCAUGUUCAACUUUACUUUUGACGAUGCCGACACGGAGCGGCCCUCCGAUUACACUGCACCGUCAGCAGUUGCGGACUUGUUCAUCCCGGCUCUCACUUCUGACGGCACAGCUGCGCUAGACAUAUUCUCCAAGCAGAUCAUACGGGAACUGAACGCUCUUCAUACAACACUUUCUGUCAGCGAUGAGUCGUACAACCAACCUUUUGACAUUGACCUCGCUCAGUCGGUGUUCGCGCCGCAUACCUUGCGCAACUUCAUUUCCACCUUCUUCCGGCUCAGCCACAACUACGUUCCCCUUGUCCAUAUGCCGUCUUUUGGGUCCGAGGGCACAUCCCCGUUGCUAGUUCUAGGGGUGUCACUCUGCGGGGCCAUACGCUCACCACCAAGGGACGAUGCGUUAUCCGCCAAGUCAUUUCUACGUAUCGCCGAGGAGUACAUCUUCCGCCAGCUGAGAGACGUCAUGGCGACGAACCCAAAACCGACUCGAGCCGUCCUAGAGACGCUGCAGGCCGCUGUCCUUAUCCACCAAGUGCACUUCCUGCAGCACAGUGUUGAAACCAGACGGAGACAUCGAAUACGACGACUCCCUGCCCUCGUUUCUGCCGUCCGUCGUCUUGGCUUGUUGAACAGACGGCACUCCGCAAGCUCACGUACCACUCAGUUUCUAGCCGACGAAGCAUGCAUCAGGACCGCAACGUGGAUCACGUUGGCGGAUUGGCACCAGUGCGGCAUGUUCCAUGUCUUGCCACUCACGACCACGGCGGAGAUGCGCUGCGAUCUGCCUUGCCCUCACGCGCUGUGGGACACGAAAGACCUCACCGACGCGGACGUUGCCCUCUACCGGCGACAGACACGGGGCUCGCCUCAUUGUCUCUCCUCACUCAAGGCGCUGACGGAGACGCUCAUGGGGGAUCGCUGGCAGCCCGUGGAGCUGACAGCAUUUAGCUCUAUAGCUUUUACCGGCCUCGAGCUGGCUAUAUUCGCCCUCAGUUCUGUUGCCAUCUCGGCGCACCUCAUGUCCAUGAUGCCCGUCACAUCUUCGACCAUUUUGCGAGCCAUAUCCCGCUGGCAGGGGCUUUGGGAGGGAGGGACCACCCGCGCAGACGAAGACCGCGUCGAAAUGACGGCCAUGGCACGGCACUGCAGCGAGUUUGGUUGCCUCGUUCAGAAGAUCGUCGAGGCGUCCGUGUCGGGGCGCAAGCUGCCGCCGUACCUAGAGAAGGUGGCGCACGACUCGGUGGACGAGCUGUAUAACCUCGUACUGGAAGGAUAGGUCUUCACCCAAGUGUAUUCUGUGCUAUCGCGUGCAGCAUUUGGCGACAACCCAACUCAAUUGACUUCGGAUGCAUAACAUGGGUUUGGUCAUAUAAAACAGCGUGUCCAUCUGUCGCGAAACAGAGAAUUUCGGGACGAUCGACACGCAGGCCCCCUUGAUGUAUGUUUUACUUUUUCUAG
Molecule: messenger RNA, 2397 nt
Organism: Purpureocillium takamizusanense
Lineage: Eukaryota; Fungi; Ascomycota; Sordariomycetes; Hypocreales; Ophiocordycipitaceae
Exons: 4
Coding region: 806-2215 (469 amino acids)
Biological process (GO): DNA-templated transcription; regulation of transcription by RNA polymerase II
Cellular component (GO): chromatin
Molecular function (GO): RNA polymerase II cis-regulatory region sequence-specific DNA binding; zinc ion binding; DNA-binding transcription factor activity, RNA polymerase II-specific
Source: RefSeq, a predicted model, not a curated record